ACAGCAGCGGCGGCGGCUGGUUCUCACCAACUGUCACCGGCGCGGAGCUCGCAGUCCCGCAGUAGACACUCGAUCUCUCGCCGCUGGCUCUCCAGCCCGGGAGCAGGCUCCGCCGCGGAGCAGCGGCUGUUGGCCGCCAUGACAACGCUCAGUGAGACAUUCACAGCGAGAGACGAAGGCAAAAGUCGCCGUCUUUAUCAAGCCAUCGACCGGGGAGCUGCGCGGACUUGUUUGCGGAAGUAGGAAGUGGGGAGGAUGACGACUUCCUGCUUCGUCGGCUUUUCGUCGGAAAAGUCUGCACACUCGCGAGACACAAACGCGAAUGUCGUGUGAUGUGAUGUGAGUUGAUGCUCAAUCAAGUGUUGACUUGUCCUUAGUGGCGGCGGCGGCACGCUUGACACGUUCACGUAGAUUAAGUGACAUGUAUUAAAGUAUCUUAUUUGGCUGCGUCACACCGACGAGCUCGUUCACAUUGGUGACGUCGUGUGUUGUGAUUGAAGUAUCGCGAGAUCGACAGACUGGCGACUCUUGACUAUCACGAGAUUUGCUGCAACAGCUAGAAGACAAGAGCCAGGAACAGCAAAGCCCAUCCAUCCAUCCAUUUUCUGAGCUGCUUCUCAUCACUAGGGUCGCGGGCGUGCUGGAGCCUAUCCCAGCUAUCAUCGGGCAGGAGGCGGGGUACACCCUGAACUAGUUGCCAGCCAAUUACAGGGCACAUAGAAACAAACAACCAUUCACACUCACAUUCAGACCUACGGGCAAUUUAGAGUCUUCAAUUAACGUGCAUGUUUUUGGGAUGUGGGAGGAAACCCGGAGUGCCCGGAAAAAACCCACGCAGGCACGGUGAGAACAUGCAAACUCCACACAGGCGGGGCCAGGGAUUGAACCCCGCUCCUCGGAACUGUGAGGUUGACGCUCUAACUAGUCGGCCACCGUGCCUAUUUAACCUUUAAGUGUAAAAUAUUUGCAUAUAAUCUUUAAGAUAUGUUUGUUUAAAAAAAAUAUAUAAUGUUUUUAUUUAACUUAUGUGCAAUAUUUCCCCCCUAUAUUUAAGCGCAGUGUUAGUGUUCAAACUGUGCAUAAUGUAACAGUGGCUUUCAAUAAUACUUCAUAUCCUUUUUAGAAAUAAAACCUUAUUUUUUAUAUACACUACCCACAAUACCAUUAUGGUGGUGCUUGUUUUACAAAUUUUGAGAACCACAAAAAAAUACAACACAAUAUAUAUUCUGCAUGAAAUAAUAAAAAGUUUAAUGUUUUUAGUCCUUUUUAGCGUUUCGCAUCUACGGCAGUGGUGGUGACGUCGUCCUGUUCUGAUCCAAAUAUCGCGAGACUUGCGAUGGUUAACUUGACGGCUGCGACCUCAGGCAAUUGUGAAUGCAUGCUACGUACAGUUUCUGGAGCAGGAACGAAGGUUGUUGUAGCAGUGGCGGCUAGUGGCCAACAUGGCCGACGUGGAGAUGACGGAGGCGCCGAGUGAGAAGAAGUCAGCCGCAAAAGGCGCACACAGGACGGACGCGGAAGCCGGGGAGGGCAGCACUACGAGCACCGACUCCUACGAGCUGCCCUGGGUGGAGAAGUACAGGCCGCAGAAGCUGAGAGACAUCGUGGGCAACGUGGACACGGUGAGCCGCCUGGAGGUGUUCGCCCGGGAGGGGAACGUCCCCAACAUCAUCAUAGCAGGUCCCCCCGGAACCGGAAAGACCACCAGCAUCCUGUGUUUGUCCCGAGCGCUGCUUGGCGCCUCCAUGAAGGACGCCGUGCUGGAGCUCAACGCAUCAAACGACAGGGGUAUCGACGUGGUGAGGAACAAGAUCAAGAUGUUCGCACAGCAGAAAGUGACGCUGCCCAAAGGACGACACAAGAUCAUCAUCUUGGACGAAGCUGACAGUAUGACUGACGGUGCUCAGCAGGCGUUGAGGAGGAUUAUGGAGAUCUACUCCAAGACGACGCGCUUCGCCCUGGCCUGCAACGCCUCCAAUAAGAUCAUCGAACCCAUCCAGUCGCGCUGCGCCGUUCUGCGCUACUCCAAACUGACCGACGGCCAGAUCCUGGCGCGGCUGCAGGACGUGGUGGAGAAGGAGCAGCUGUCAGUGUCCGACGACGGCCUGGAGGCGGUCAUCUUCACCGCACAGGGGGACAUGCGGCAGGCGCUGAACAACCUGCAAUCCACCAAUUCGGGCUUCAGUCACAUCAACAGCGAAAACGUGUUUAAGGUGUGCGAUGAACCGCACCCCUUGCUGGUGAAAGGCAUGCUGGGACACUGCGUGGACGGAAACGUGGACGAGGCGUACAAGGUGGUGGAGCAGCUGUGGGCGCUGGGCUACUCGCCGCAGGACAUCAUCGGGAACAUCUUCAGAGUAUGCAAGACCUACCAGAUGGCCGAGUAUCUCAAAUUGGAGUUCAUCAAGCACCUGUCUCCAACCAGCCUUAUCACCACCAGUAUAUAAACCUGCUUGUUCCAGGAAAUCCUCGCUGAAGUAUUGCAGUUACUUUCAGUGGUACCACGGCCCAUUUACCUCACGUAAAGUCACCCUAUUCCUCGUUCCCUUUUUGACUCCUGUCUCCUUGUUCCAGUGUCCCCCCCCCCCCCCCCAUGUUCCUGAUCCAUGUAAUUCCUGCCGCCAAGCCAGCCGCCUGUCCUCACCAAUACCUGCCACCUGUCCACACCACCACCUGCCAACCCACUUAGGACCAUCGCCAUUACCUUUCAUCAAUAAACUAUUCAUCCUUUCACAUCUGCCUCCGACUGCUCUUGGAUGCAGCCACUCUCUAUUCGUGUCAAAAUGUUUCCAUAAUAAAAAAAAAAAUGGAC
This is a messenger RNA of Phycodurus eques (leafy seadragon), 2812 nucleotides long. It is a transcript of the gene rfc2, whose product is annotated as replication factor C (activator 1) 2. Gene Ontology annotation, molecular function: ATP binding; DNA binding; DNA clamp loader activity. The record is from RefSeq and is a predicted model, not a curated record. Lineage: Eukaryota; Metazoa; Chordata; Actinopteri; Syngnathiformes; Syngnathidae. The transcript has 6 exons. Gene Ontology annotation, cellular component: DNA replication factor C complex; nucleus. Gene Ontology annotation, biological process: DNA-templated DNA replication; DNA repair. The coding region runs from base 1443 to 2447 and encodes 334 amino acids.